AUGCGACGCAAGCUAUCGAACUUAGCUUCCCGCUUUACCAGGAAACCGACCAUCCCAACCUCUUCUUCUCGUGCUCCUCGGACGCAUUCAACCGCAGCUUCCAGGGAGACAGGAGACAGGUUCGACAAAGUCACACUAGUCUUUCCUGCUGAAAUCGAGUAUGAAGUCAAUACCUAUUCUGGCUCCCUGCUCUCCAAACCGAGUACGAGCGCCGGACAGGGCACAGCAGCUGAUGAAGAAGAAGAAGCUUCGCCUGAAUUUACCUCGUCUGAAAUGAAGAAGGGGAGGGAAAAAGACGAAUCAGAAGAGAAGAGCGGGUGGGCGGCCGAAUCUGGUCAAAAAUGGUAUAUGAGAACUCACACCUUGCAAGCCGGGACCAUAGGAGGUACUGGAGAUUCAGUGAUACCCAUCGAAACUAAGCAUGUCUAUCGCACGUUCCCUACGCCACGGGGAGACAUGCGAAAAGGCCAGUUCACGGGAUCGUGGCCGGGCAGUGUUGCCGAACAAGUCAAGGCAAGCGAUCCAUAUCAAUUUCAUCCGGCUGAGAGAGAUUUCUUCCAGAGUCUGAGCGAUGGGGAGGAGGAAAGGGAUUAUCAGCUUGUUUGUGUGGAUAUCGUGGAUGGACCUGGGGAGGAGCAUGAAGGGAACAAGGUAGAGCUACUAUAUGAGGAAGAGGAUGAGCGUGGAAAGAUGGCCAGGAUGUGGAAGCGGUAUGAAAAUGCCAGUUGGAACUUUCAAGCAAGGUGA
Molecule: messenger RNA, 747 nt
Organism: Cryptococcus amylolentus CBS 6039
Lineage: Eukaryota; Fungi; Basidiomycota; Tremellomycetes; Tremellales; Cryptococcaceae
Exons: 1
Coding region: 1-747 (248 amino acids)
Source: RefSeq, a predicted model, not a curated record